AGGCCAAAGCCAAAAGCCAUGCCGUCAUUCGAAGAAUUACACGCCGGCCGUUUCCACCUCCAUCGAACGUCCGCAUAAAAAAUGUUCCCUUGGCCUAAACCCCCAAACCUCCCGCCGACGCUGACGCCGCCGCCGUCGUCGCGGUCGUCCUCGUCAAUUCCCGGCGAACCGAAUCCCUUCUUCCUCACCAUUCAAUCCCACCUCAACUCCCUCUUCUCCGACUCGUCUCCCCUCAGAAUCCGCCUCCACUCCGCCGUCCAAACCCUCGCCGACCGAGCGCGGCAGUCCCUUCUCCACGGCCUCGCCUCUCCUUCUCCCUCAUCGCCUGGCCCCUGGGCCAGUAUUUCUCUCCCUGAAGACGCUCCCGCCCGAGACAAAACCCUGUCGAUGGACGCCAUCCAGGAGCGGCUCGCCGGGGUGCCCGUCUACGCACUCAGCAACGCCGAGGAGGACUUCGUUCUCGUGUCUGGCGUGCGCAGCGGCAAAAAUUUGGGGCUCUUCUGCUUCAAGGAGGAGGACGCCGAGGCGCUGCUGGAGCAAAUGAGAUCCAUGAAUGUGGACAUGCGGCAGGGAGCGAAGGUUGUCCCUGUGGCCCUCAAUAAGGUUUUUCAGCUUAAGGUCGAUGGAGUUGCCUUGAGGUUUCUACCUGAUUCAUCACAAAUUGCAAACGCAAUUAAGGUGAAGGAGUAUGAAGGGCAUCCUGUAUAUGAUUUUCCUGGUGUUCCUAUCUUCCAGUCGAGGAGCUUGGUCUUGAAGAGUCAAGACAAGAAAUAUCGUCCAGCUUUCUUCAGAAAGGAGGACCUAGACGACUCAUUACGCAGAGCAUCUCGACAGCAAAGGCGGUUAAAUCCUGCUUUAAGGAAGGGAGACAUUGAGGUUUCAGUUCUAGAGGACAUAAUUGCUGCUAUGAAGGAAAACUCAUCGAAGUGGGAUGACAUAGUGUUCAUUCCUCCCGGCUUCAACGUAGCUGUUGAUCCUAAUGAAGAAAACAAGUAAAAAUGGAGUUGUUCUCCAUCUGCUUGUUAAAUCGUCCAGAGAUCAAUUGAUAUUGCCUUUCUACCAUCAAACAAGUGAUCAAUUUUCGAUAGACAAUAUUUCAAUAUUGAUAGGAUUAUUGUGUCUUCUCUAGACAAAUAUCAACUAUGGUUGCGCAGGUAAAGUCUAUAUGACCAUUCACACAAUUUCUAUUAUGGGUAUCAACUAGGUGAUCACCCUUUUUCUUUUUCUUUUUAUAUAAUUCUAUAAUUGAGAGUGGUAGGUUAGAUACACUUAAUUUGAAGUAAUUAGCCAUGGUUCGCCGGAGUUUCUUCA
Zingiber officinale is the source of this 1311-nucleotide messenger RNA. RefSeq names its product protein TIC 22-like, chloroplastic. Bases 82 to 996 code for a protein of 304 amino acids. Gene Ontology annotation, cellular component: chloroplast. Lineage: Eukaryota; Viridiplantae; Streptophyta; Magnoliopsida; Zingiberales; Zingiberaceae. Gene Ontology annotation, biological process: protein transport. The transcript is spliced from 7 exons. The record is from RefSeq and is a predicted model, not a curated record.